UAGUAAAGUUGCGUGUGGAGGGGGUAUAAGCACGCCAUUCACAUCCGUAGUAAAACUGAGAUAGGUUUUUUGAAUAUUUUUUGUCUUUCUCGCGCGAAUUCUCAUUUCCCAACCUAUAGUUCAUACUUCAAUUAGGAUAGAGCCUAAUAAAUGUACAUACACAUAUUAAAGCGUCUACACAUUCGGCACAUAUUCGCAUAGGUUAAUGAUAGAAACGUAAAGUUUGUAUACCUAUAUUGCACGUGGUUAAGUAUGGCGCUCUUCGUAAAACAGGAGGGUAUAAAACAAGUACCAUGGUUUUCGCUUACAGAAUGGUAUCAAGUAUACAAACAAAUUUUUUCCAACGAUGCAGAUGAACAAAUCAAGGGAUAUAAUAUGUUACUUACAUGGAAAGCAAGGACGUUUUAGGAUACCAAAGUUACCAGUAGGAGUUGACUGUACCCUUUCAAUUAUGCAAGUCUGUCUUAGAGAUCGAGAGUGGACUCCCAAAAUUAACAGUGGGGAGUUAUCAAUUAAUUACGAAAAUGAUUUGUGUCUGAUGUAUUCAACCACUAUAAUGAGAAUUUUAAAUCAUAUAUCUAACAUAGGACAUACGAAGCAAACAUCCUUGUUUCAGAUUGCGAAGCAGCUUAAUAUUCCAGAAUGGAUAGUGAAUUUAAGGCACGAUACUGCUCAUGGUUAUGAGUUACCAUCCAUUGGUGUAUUGAGAAUAGCUGCCAAUAUAUUGUUAGCUUGGAUACAUGAAGAAUAUUGGGUAUCUGAAAUCAAACAAAUGCAAAUAUGUCUUGACAGUGAAGACUGUAUAAAAGAAGCUCAAGAAAAAGAAGAGGUUCAGGAUUUUGAUGAUUUAAUUGAACUUUGGACUGCUGUUAGUUUAUAUAUUCAUGCUGGACAUCGCCUAGUAUCUAAAAUACCAGAUCUUCAAUUAAAGGAAACGCUACAAGAUUUACGUUCAUACGCUAUUUCCGUAUUAGAAGAAAAUAACAAAGACAUGGAAAAUGAUAACUACAUGAAUGCUAUUAAUGACAACUUAAAAAAGGAUAAAAAGUACACGUUAGAAACUGCAAGAAUCGUUCUUCUAUCGGAAAUAUCUAGAUUCCUCAAUAGGAAAUCUAUUCCUAAUAAAAAGGAUAUAGUUUGUAAUGCACUUUUUAAUACAGAGGCUUUUUUACCGAGCCAGGAUACUUUACUAAUUUUCACUCAUAAAAGAAAUGCUAGAAAUGAACUAGAAGAUAAUAUUUUGCCAUUAGACAUGAUCAAAUUUUGGAAAGAUAUUAUAUUUUUAUUACACGAAAAGAACCUAAUGGAAGAAUUACUGUUAGAAUUACUCAAAUUAAUGAAUAAUGAUCAAAUACCUAAAUGUAAAAGAUUAUUGGCCUCUUUAUGGAUAAGUUCUAUAUCUUAUUGUUUCUUAAAACUGGAUUAUGCUCAGUGCAUAUCUCGAGAUUUAGAAUAUAAGUUAGAAAAGACGCAGAAGAAAUUAACACCAAUUGCUUUCCAACUUAAAGUCAAAUAUGAAACGCAUCGUAUUUAUCCGCAUUUAAGAGAUGUUUUAUGGUUUAAUUUGUCAGAUGUAAUACUACCAUGUUUAACUGACAUAAAUUUUGUUACAAAACUUAUUUUAAACGCAAAUGAAUUUUCUACUAAAUUCAUCUCACCAAUGUUGGAAUUAUUAAGUCCGAAAAUAGACAAAAAAAGUAAAGAACUGUUAAUAAAUUUAGUCAAUAUUUAUACAAUAGGAAAAAUAGCUGGUGAAAGUCUAAAUGAAAAUGAUAAAACUUUCACUGUUGAAGAUAUUCAAUAUAGUAAACGAAAAUUAAAUAAGAGUAAGGAGGAAAAUAAGUCUGAAAAUGAAACAAUUGAUUUCUUAGUGGACAAAAAGGUUCGAAAUUCAUACUGGAAAAUUGCACUUACAAAUUGUAAUUGGACUGACUGCCCAGUUGGAAUACUUCCCUGGCAGCGUGAUACCUUGGAAGUUUUUGAGCCAUUAAAGACUGUAACACAAAAACAUAAUGCCUCCGUUUUAGGAUCUGAAAUUAUUCCAGGAUUUAUUGAUCAAAAAGACUUAGGAAUGCAAAGUGAAAUUGAUUGGGAUAAUGUUUUGAGGAAAAAGAAACGUAUGAAACGGAAACAUGAACAGAGGAAUGCAGAUAUUAUAGUUAAUAGAGCACUGGAGGCUGCAAAAAAGCAAAAAUAAUAUACCACUGUAUUAUUAUGUCUCAAAUGUUUUAUUUAUAAUUGGCAAGUUUCUGAAUUGUAUAAAAAUAGAAAAUUAUUAGCAAUAUAUUUUUGUAAUUUACUAAAUAAAUUGUAUAAUUAUCAGAUUCGUUAGCAUAAAUUUUUUUGUUUAUUUAUUGUAAAAUUUAUUUCUAUAAAUUUGUCGGUAGUUGAAUUAACAUUAAAUGUAUAUUAAUAUUUCAAAAAACGCAUAUAACAUUAUACAUGUACAACAAAAUAUAAAUUAACUCAAACAAUAUAUAUUCACAAUGUACAUGAACUGAACAAUAAAAAAUUUUAUUUAUCACAAAAUAUCAAACCUAAGAACCCUAACAAACCUUCAUCACAAAAUAGACAUUCUCCACUAACGUGAUUCGAGUAAAAUGUAACUUAUAAAUCGUAUA
Molecule: messenger RNA, 2621 nt
Organism: Megachile rotundata (alfalfa leafcutting bee)
Lineage: Eukaryota; Metazoa; Arthropoda; Insecta; Hymenoptera; Megachilidae
Biological process (GO): maturation of 5.8S rRNA; maturation of LSU-rRNA
Cellular component (GO): preribosome, large subunit precursor; Las1 complex
Molecular function (GO): endonuclease activity
Source: RefSeq, a predicted model, not a curated record